Messenger RNA from Cololabis saira (Pacific saury), 882 nucleotides. Its product is annotated as rho GDP-dissociation inhibitor 1-like. The record is from RefSeq and is a predicted model, not a curated record. NCBI's taxonomy places the organism in Eukaryota, Metazoa, Chordata, Actinopteri, Beloniformes, Belonidae. The coding region runs from base 131 to 742 and encodes 203 amino acids. Gene Ontology annotation, cellular component: cytoplasm; cytosol; membrane. Gene Ontology annotation, biological process: Rho protein signal transduction. The transcript has 6 exons. Gene Ontology annotation, molecular function: protein binding; Rho GDP-dissociation inhibitor activity.
CGGCGCCGCUCGCGCAUGGGGCGGCGCCGCGCCGUGAUUCGCCAUACUUGCACAAGAGCUCCCGAGCAGCGCAACGCACUUACUGCAGAGGCACCUGGUAGCGCUACUACUAUUUUUUAAAACGUAAGUCAUGGCUGAGGAUGACUUGACCCCGGAGCAGCUAGCAGCCAUCGCAGCAGAGAAUGAGGAGCCCGAGCCCGUCAACUACAGGCCGCCAGCGCAGAAGUCUGUGAAGGAGAUCCACGAGCUGGAUAAGGAUGACGAAAGCUUACGCAAAUAUAAAGAAGCUCUGCUGGGUCCUGGCAUCGCUGCGGAGGAUCCCACUGUUCCCAAUGUCCAGGUGACACGAAUGUCUCUGAUCUGCGAGGCCGCCCCCAACCCCCUGGUGCUGGACCUGCAAGGAGACCUGGAAGCCUUUAAGAAGCAGGCGUUUGUGCUGAAGGAGGGAGUAGAAUACAAGAUAAAGAUCAGCUUUAAGGUAAACAGGGAGAUUGUUUCGGGUCUGAAGUACGUGCAGGAAACGUACAGGAAAGGAAUGAAAAUUGACAAGUCGGACUACAUGGUGGGCAGCUACGGGCCCCGCGCCCCCGAGUACGACUUCCUGACCACGGUGGAGGAGGCUCCCAAGGGCCUGCUGGCCCGCGGAAAUUACCUCAUCAAGUCCAAGUUCACCGACGACGACAAGCACAACCACCUGUCCUGGGAGUGGAACCUCAACAUCAAGAAGGACUGGAACGAUUAAGAGGCCUUUGUGUUUGCAGAGGGGGGGUGUGCGGUCAGGGGGGGCCGCCCCGCCGCCCCCUCCCUCUCCUCACCCCCACCCCCCCGCACUGUAUCCACCGUCUCUGCCUUCUCUGUUUUUACUUUGCAGUGCAUUUCAUG